AUGGCCUUCCUCGAGGACCCGCGUCUGCGCCAGCGCUGGAACCAAAUCUCCCACAACGCCGGAGAGGUGACGGAGAAUGCGGCCGCCGGCAUCUGGAGCUUCCAGCACCACUACAUCAACCCCUGUCUUGCCUCCAUCGCCAGUUCGUUGGAGCAAUGCGCCCAUCCCUGUCUGGGUGACCGCGAAGAGCGAGCAAGGAAACGACGAGAACGGGAGCGCGCGGGUGGCCGGGCUGAAUAUAGCUUCGACUUCUACGAUGACUGGUACGCCGAGGACCAGGACGGCGGUUUUCUAGGUGGCUGGGGAAACGACGACUGGGAUCGCCUGCUCGCGGGCACUGGAUCACAACGAAAGCAUGCGGGCGAGGUGCAGGACCAGCCCAAGAGAAAACGAGGAAUGAGCUACGGCACCCGAGGCAGAGGGAGCAAGGUGCUGGAGUCCGACCCGACCGUCAUUCCUAGCACGCAGCCCAUCGGGUUCCUGGGCAAGCUGCCAUGGAAGCUAGGCAAGACGCUCCGCUACAAGCCCAGCGCGGCGGACCUACAAGACCAUCCGCGGCAGCACGACGAGAUGGGUAUGGGCGAGACGGAGCCUCUUCUUGGGAGUGACUCUGACGACGACGACGCUUUCCAGAGCCGGACCACCAAGACUAGAAAUCGAAGUGGAACGACAGGGUCCGGCGUGUCAUCGGAUUCUUAUCGGUCGCGGGGCGAUUUAUUUCCCAGUGAUGGGGAAGGCGAAGAAGAUGCGGUGCCGCUGGAUGACGAGUUUAUGGUCCUAGACAAAGUCCGAGAUGACCGCAGCAGCAGCCGGACGAAAGCCAGCAAGGGCAAGCGGCGCGCAGAUGGCCGGCCAAUGUCAAGGACGGUGUCGAGGGCCACCAUCGAUUCGAGCCAUUCGAUGCUCAGUCCGGGGGUGCGGAGAAGUUCGAUGAGCAUACCUACAACACCCGACACUCCAGUGGCACCACCAAUAGAGGCUUCGAUGGAGGAGCUACGGCUGGAGGAGGAGCGCAUUCGGAGAGAGGAAGACGAGGAGGUGGAACGCAAGCGACAGGCCGCAUUGCAACUCGCCUCGGAACGGGGGCUGCACGAUGGCUUGGAGGGCGGCACAGGCGAGGAGUCGUACUUGAAGGUCGAGGUGGAAGAGACGACGGAGCCCACGAGAAAAGAAACAUAUGCGUCCGAUACAGAGGAUACACGCAACGAAGCGCCGGUCAUCCGUUCAACGCAGGAGCGGGCUAUACCGACCGAGGAAUUUGUUCCCGCGCGGUUACCGAGCUUCAGAUAG
Molecule: messenger RNA, 1290 nt
Organism: Colletotrichum spaethianum
Lineage: Eukaryota; Fungi; Ascomycota; Sordariomycetes; Glomerellales; Glomerellaceae
Exons: 1
Coding region: 1-1290 (429 amino acids)
Source: RefSeq, a predicted model, not a curated record